AUGACGCACAGCGACUGUUCUCUCUGGGUGGUGUUUUCUCUCUGCGUAGUGUUUUGGGAAACACAUGAUCCAUCUUCGACUGUUGAAGAAAGAUGCAUCGUUAAAACACUCGUAAACCUAAAUUCGGGAAACCGGGCCCAGGUUAGGUGUACGUGUGUCACCUUUUCAGUUCAAGAAACGGGUUUCUCUAUUUGUCCCAAUGUAUGUAUAGUUUUUCCUGGUGGGGUAUCCGUAGUUGGUGAUACGCAUUGUGAAGAAGAAUGUUGAUGUCAAAGUUGACGAGGAAGACUCAGUGGUAAACAAACUCCAAAUCGUGUAAAUUGAAAUAAUUUCAGAACACUCUUCAAUGGUGGGUGUCAUGCCUUGCUGAAAUGACCUGGAACGACCCUAAUAUGCAAGAAAUGCUCAGAGCUUGUCCUGGCUGGAGACUGAGUGAAGGAUCAUGGGUAAUACAGGUGACCGGAUGUCCGGUGAUCGCCAUGGCACUAAGGCCCAUCGAUCGGACAGCAGAGGCAGCGACAAAGACCAUGAGCCCAGCAAGAUGGUGGACAGCACAGACGAUCCUAACAUCUUCAACACACACGGACUGGGGUCCUCCAAGGCCUCGGACAAGGAAGAGCCUGACCUGGAUGACUUGGUGAAGACGGGGCCUCAGUCCAGACCUACAGUCAUCCGCUGGGCCGGAGGAGGGAAGGAGGUCUACAUCGCGGGCUCCUUCAACAACUGGGGCAACAAGAUCCCCCUCAAUAAGAGCCACAAUGACUUUGUAGCGAUCCUGGACUUGCCAGAGGGAGAGCACCAGUACAAGUUCUUUGUGGAUGGACAGUGGGUCCAUGACCCCUCAGAGCCGGUGGUGACCAGCCAGUUGGGCACCAUCAACAACCUGAUCGAGGUGAAGCAGUCGGACUUUGAGGUGUUCGAUGCUCUGCAGGUGGACUCUCUGGAGUCCACUGACAGCUCAGAUCUGUCCAGCUCCCCUCCAGGGCCCUAUGGACAGGAGCAGUACAUGUUCAGGCCUGAGGAACGCUUCAAAGCCCCGCCCAUCCUCCCCCCACACCUCCUCCAAGUCAUCCUCAACAAGGACACCAACAUCUCUUGCGACCCAGCCUUGCUGCCUGAACCCAACCAUGUGAUGCUCAACCACCUUUAUGCUCUCUCAAUAAAGGAUGGAGUGAUGGUGCUCAGUGCGACUCACAGGUAUAAGAAGAAGUACGUCACAUCUCUGCUCUACAAGCCCAUCUAACCUGUCUGUGUAGGUGCAGAGUGCUAUAGAGGGCGGCAUGUUAAAACUGUACUGGGUUUAAUCGUCGUGUAGCUGAGAUUGCACUAAACUAACAGUUUACUGAUGAGCUAGGGGGUCUGUGGCUGAGACUGGGGGCAAAUCUCAAAGGACACCCUUUUCCUUGUACAGUGACCUACAGGGCUCCACAAAGGGCUCAAAGUAAUGCACUCGAUGGGGAAUAGGGUUUAAUGUGAGUGUCGGCGUGUGACCCUCACAAGGGAAACUACUAUAAGAAAAGGGACUGAGAAGGAAACUGCUGUUUGUGUUUGUGUGGAGCACUUAGAUUCUUUGCAUGCGGGUGUGUAGAAAGAACAUUUAGUUCCAUUUAAAAACAUGAAGGUUUGAAGAAAAGUCUUCUGGUGGAACUUGCAAAUGCAUAUAAUCAAGAUGAUGUUUUAUUAAAUGAGCUUUUAAAGGAUAUGAACACGGAAAGAGGGCCGUCGAAUGUUGCUGGCUUGGAUUAUCGUACGCUCCCAUUUUUUCUCUCCAUAUUAUUACUGUAGUUGGACACUGACUGGGGUCAUUGGAGGUUCAUGCAGGGUCUUGUUUGGUCCCAAUGGGUCGAUGACCACUAAUCGAAUCAUGAUAUGCAAUUGGACAGGCUGUAAAUUGACCUGAAUUGUAAUGAAGUCAAAGUAUAACAAACGAUGGGUAUUAUGUAGUAUAGCCCGUUUAAGCCCAUCCCACUGGGCACACACUGGCCAAAUCAACGUUGUUUCCACGUCAUUUCAAUGUUAGUACAUCUGUGCUCAUUGGGAUACGAUUCACACUUUUGAAAAUGUGAAAAUCCCUUUAAACUACUGUAGAGGCCUCCAUAUUAAUUAUAAUAUAUUAACUAGGGGUUCUCGUUGUGGAAUGUUGGGCCGUGGCUGUAGACCUGUGCUUCGUGCUGCUAUUGUCUUUAUGACACGAUGCUGCAAGCACUUUAGUUACCCACCCAUGUGUCUCCAACAAAUGCUUUGAGCAGGACUGUUGACAUAAGCUUUUAACUAUGCAGGUAUACGGAAAAAAUAUUGUACAGUAGCUUUAUAUUGGACCUCGGUGUCCAAGCUGCAUUUUAUUGGCCUAGGUACAGAAAUGGCUGUGCUACGUGGGUUUCUCUCUCUAGCCCAUUUUCUGUUUGUCCAAUAGGAAUCUAUUUGUCUGUGUGCCAUAUUUAUAGCUUACACUCCCAAAUACUGGUUUGUCUUGAAUGUUGUGGAGGAAUUGAAUGUCUAGUACGAACAGUUUACUGUAGAAUAUGUGGUGGAUUUCACAAGUGUGGUCUCAUUAUGGAUUUCAAUCAAGAUUCAAAAUGUCAUUCAGUAAAGUAUAAAAUGGCCCAUAUGGAUUUCAUAAGAAUGUGAAAAAAUGUACUUUCAUCAAGAUUGUUACAUUACAAAUGUUUGACCAUACACCAUUUCAUAUGUGUACUUUGUAAGAGUACUGUACCUGUGAUACCAGUAAUCAAUGCGGGCCGAUAUGUAGGUAAUAUACUCCAAAGAGAAUAUAUAUAUAUAUAUAUGAGAUUUUAUUUGAAGAAACUGAGUAAAGAAACUAUUACUGAAAGCCAUAUCUCACUCUGAGACUAUACACUGGAACACCUUCCUAGUAUUGAGUUCCACCUCGCUUUGCCCUCAACCUCAUUUCGUCAGGGCAGGGCCAUGGACUCUACAAGGUGUUGAAAGCGUUCCACAGGGAUGUUGGCCCAUUUUGACUCCAAUGCUUCCCACAGUUGUAUCAAGUUGGCUGGAUGUCCUUUGGGUGGUGGACCAUUCUUGAUACACACGGGAAACCGCUGAGCGUGUAAAACCCAGCAGCGUUGCAGUUCUUGACACACUAAAACCGUGUCAAACCGUGUGCCUGGCACCUACUACCAUACCCAGCUCAAAGUUACUUUAAAUCUUUUGUCAGGCCCAUUCACCCUCUGAAUGGCCCACAUACACAAUGUCUCAAGGCUUAAAAAGCCAUCUUUAACCUGUCUCCUCCCCUUCACCUACACUGAUUUGAAGUGGAUUUAAUAAGGGGUUAUAGCUUUCACCUGGAUUCACCUGGUCAGUCUGUCAUGGAAAGAGCAGGUGUUCCUAAUGUUUUGUACACUCAGCGAACGAUAUGUGAUAUUCUGGAACUUGAUUAGGUAAAAACAAAACUUGAAUUUUAAAUCUGUUAGCUAACGUGUUUUUUUUUCUUCUUCAAAAUGCUUUGCAGCAUCGUUGUAAGCCAAGUACGGUAGAAGGUUGUUUCAGUUGUUUGCCAAUAAAAAGGGAAGACGUGUCGACUCUAAAGUA
Messenger RNA from Salvelinus fontinalis (brook trout), 3549 nucleotides. Its product is annotated as 5'-AMP-activated protein kinase subunit beta-2-like. Gene Ontology annotation, molecular function: protein kinase binding. The transcript is spliced from 9 exons. NCBI's taxonomy places the organism in Eukaryota, Metazoa, Chordata, Actinopteri, Salmoniformes, Salmonidae. Bases 443 to 1243 code for a protein of 266 amino acids. Gene Ontology annotation, biological process: signal transduction. Gene Ontology annotation, cellular component: cytoplasm; nucleus; nucleotide-activated protein kinase complex. The record is from RefSeq and is a predicted model, not a curated record.